AUGCAGGACGAGCCUCCGCCGCCUCCGCCGCCGCCUCCUGUGGAUACGCGCAGCCGCUCGCUGUCCUCCAAGUCGGCGACGUCUGGUCCUCUGCGUGCUGGAGGCCGUGCUCCGACCUUCAGCGAGUUACGCGGCGGCGGUGUCUCGACCCGCUCUUCGUCUCUUCAUGUAGAGCUCAAGGACGACGACCCGCUGUCGCCCAGGACGCGUCUGGAGAUAGAGAAGCAGCGCCAGGCGAUGAGCAAGACCUCAGCCACCUCGCCAGGUCUCAAUACAAGCACCGCCAAUACAAGCAAUACGACACCCACAAACCACAGCAGCACACGCAGCACUCCACGGUCCUCCUCUUUCUACAGCGUCAGCAGCAAUAGCGUCGAGUUCGCACCCAAUGGCGGCCGCUUUGAUUUACAAGCGCAACAUUUGAAUCCGAGUAGCCAGUUAUCCCCACACCGAGCCAUGCUAAGUCGCGUCGACAGUUUGCUGGGCUCACAGGCUUCCAGUGACCCAUCGCCUGCUGCGUCGUCUCAGUACGGAGGUGCGAGCUUCGUGGCGACUCACUCCAUGUAUUCAGCGUCGAGCACUAGCACGUUGCCAUCCUUGGCAGCCUCGACACGGACUUCCCAUCGAGAACGAAGCGAGGAGCAAAGAGAACCUUCGAGCUGUGGAGCAGAGAUCCUCUACAACUCACCUAUCAGACUGCGACUAAGCAGUCGCCAGUGUCUGAGGAUAUCGGCAGUCAAGGAUGGUAACUAUCAGUCUCAAACGUCGUCGCACUUGCCGCCGAGACCGACAGGAUCAGGUACAGGAACAGGUGGAUCAGCCGGGAUUGCACGUACUUUACGACCGUCGACUAUUGUGCAGAUUGACGUGAGUGGCGAUGGAUUGGAUGGCGACGACGAUCAGAUUUUCGUGCUGCAAAACACGACGCUACGUUCGGACUGUGGAGAAGUUCAUUAUUCGGAUAUUGUGUCGUUAUACUGCGUCGGAGGGAGCUGCAAAGGACAGUUUUUGUCGGUGGAUCCAGCUACGCAGAGUUUAACCACGAAGAAAGGGCCAGUAAUUUCCAACAGCGAAAAGUGGAGACUUGUGAAUCCUAUUGAAGGUCGUGAGGAUUAUCCUGUUAAUAACCAAGAUACGUUCCAGUCCGUGGACGCUGCUAGCAGACUGUGGGGGCAGCAGAAAGCGGUUGCAACGAGCGACAGUGUGGUGUUUAAGAUGAAUACAGCUGAACUCUAUCUUUCUGUACGCCCCGAUCGAUAUGGCCAGGAUGAUUCAGCAGGCGCUCACACCCCGUCAGUUGUUCUGAGCAAGGAAAAUGAUGGCAUUAAUGAUACUAUGCAAGUGUGGAAGAUCACCAAGUCGAACUUGCCAUACGACCCGGAAUGGAAUCGAGAACGCCCUUAUCUCACCGGUGAGGCUUUUGUACAGCCGCAAGCCAAGCGACACCACGCGGCAGAUGAUGGCGAUUUGAACCUGCCCCCGUUGUCUACGUACCCUCCUUCAGUACAAGAAUCCAUUAUUGUGGACGACUUGUUAUACGUCCUGUUGGGAGUGGAAGGCCGUUAUAUUAAACUAGCUGUCACCGAAACUCGUCGUGUUGAUGCCGCAAGAUCAACGCGUGCGUUCAAGUUCGGAUUGAACCAACCUGGUAUGGAUCCGUCCCUCCUGACGUUGGCAUCACGGUGUCUACCCCUGGGCGAGUUCUACCUGAAACUAACACUCUACAUUGAGCAGUUCUCUCGAUAUGAGUAUGGCCAAGUGAGCCACGCAUUUUGCGCAGCACUGAAAACGUUGGUGAAGGAGUAUAAAAUCAUGGUUGGACAGCUGGAACACUUAACGAGGAGUACAGACGGAGCAGCUCCGUUCACCAUUCAGAAGCUGUGGUACAACGUACAGCCAAGCUUGAGGACGUUGGAGAUGCUAAGUUUGCUGGUGGACGGCUGUCGUAAAACUAUCGGUGGCGGAUCGCUACUUUCUGAGAUUCAGCGAAGCAUGUCGUCGCUGGCAGGUGAUUCCAAUGCACGCAAGGUGUUCUCAUUCCUCAUGGAGCGCGCCAGUGUGCCAUAUUUAAAGAUGGUAGAACGAUGGAUAUACCACGGAGAUCUUGUGGAUCCAUACGAUGAAUUUAUGAUUCGGCGAGAUGAUCAAGUAAGCAAAGAGGACGUGCAAGAUAACCCAUACUCGACAUACUGGCAGAGUCGCUACACUAUACGCUCUUCGCAAGUCCCGCUGUUCCUUUCCCGGGUCGCACAGAAAAUCCUGACCGCUGGCAAGUACCUCAAUGUCUUCCGUACGUGCAGUCGUCAGGUGGACUGUCCGUUCGCAGGGGAGAUAGUCUUCUCUUCGAGUGAAUCAGUAUACGAAGAGCUGAUUGACAAGGCGCACGGUUUUGCUAGUCGCGUGCUGUUAGACCUGUUCGUGCGGGAGAACGACCUCCAGAACCGACUGAUCUCAUUAAAGCACUAUUUCCUGAUGGAUCAAGGUGAUUUCUUUGUCGAUUUUAUGGACAUCGCUGAAGUCGAGCUCAAGCUUCGAGCUGACAAACUGUCGUUACCGCGUCUGGAAUCGUUGCUGCACCUGUCGCUUCAAACGUCUACAUGCUCGUCAGAUCCAUACAAGGAUGACUUACAGUGCUUCCUGUCGCCACACAACCUCAUCUCCCACAUGGAAGCAAUCCACCAACGCGCUCAAAAAGGCCCCAGAGAUUCACUGACAACGUUCGAGUCGUCAUCAAUUGGUCACCCCGGUUAUAAAGUCAUUGAUGCAUUCACGCUCGACUACAACGUCAAGUGGCCGUUGUCACUCGUGAUCUCGUGCGGUGCGUUGACCAAGUAUCAGAUGAUAUUCCGCCACAUUUUCUUUUGCAAACACGUGGAACGCCAGCUCUGUGACGCCUGGAUGAACCACCAGGCGACCAAAGAGCUGUCCCUACGUGCUGCGCUUGGACCGUCGUUCUGUCUACGACAGAGAAUGCUGCACUUCCAGCAGAACUUCGUGUACUACAUGAUGUUUGAGGUGAUUUCGCCUCGUUGGCACGAUUUCCAGCAGCAGCUAGCAAGUGCAGGGACUGUGGACGACAUUUUGGAGUUCCAGGGCGAAUUUCUGGAUAUUUGUCUGAAGGAGUGCUUGCUAACGGACCCGGACCUGUUGCGCGUCCUUACGAGGCUCAUGAUGGUGUGCAUGACCUUCGCCAACAGCAUCGAGAGCUACACACGGCCAUAUUUCCUGGAUGAAGAGACCAUUAAGGCCGAACGCGAAGCUGAGCGGGAUCGACGAGCUGAGAAGAAGGCGCGUGAAGAGGCGGAAGUCGCUCUGGCGAGCUACCAGCGUCAGAAGGGAACGUUCGGCGGCAAGAAGAGAGGUAGCGUGCUGAAACGUAGGCAGUCCUCGCAGGUUGACAUGCGACGAACUCGUAUUAGAGAGCUGUCGGACGAUGUGAAGCGUGCGCUGACGGAGCGUGAAGGCGACGAGGAAAACCCUUUCGUGAGAAUGACGAACGACCUAGAGAACCAGUUUGACUCGCUGCUGGGCGAGUUCAUGCAGCAAUUGCUGCGGCGGUCGCUUUUACAGCAAAACUCACAUCUGUCGAACCUGUGCACAAGACUUGACUACAACGGCUUCUACACCAAGUAA
This is a messenger RNA of Phytophthora nicotianae INRA-310, 3633 nucleotides long. RefSeq lists its product as hypothetical. Gene Ontology annotation, cellular component: spindle pole; equatorial microtubule organizing center; gamma-tubulin small complex. Gene Ontology annotation, molecular function: gamma-tubulin binding; microtubule minus-end binding. Gene Ontology annotation, biological process: meiotic cell cycle; mitotic cell cycle; spindle assembly. NCBI's taxonomy places the organism in Eukaryota, Oomycota, Peronosporomycetes, Peronosporales, Peronosporaceae. The transcript is spliced from 2 exons. Bases 1 to 3633 code for a protein of 1210 amino acids. The record is from RefSeq and is a predicted model, not a curated record.